Messenger RNA from Loa loa (African eye worm), 303 nucleotides. RefSeq lists its product as hypothetical. The record is from RefSeq and is a predicted model, not a curated record. The annotation marks the transcript as partial. The transcript is spliced from 3 exons. Lineage: Eukaryota; Metazoa; Nematoda; Chromadorea; Rhabditida; Onchocercidae.
CAGAUUAGUUUACCGAAACUAAGAAGGAUGUCUAAGGGUGAUAAAUUUCGAUAUUCAAGCGGUGUCCAAGUCACCAUCUAUUGUGUCGAAUUCAUUAUGAAGCAACAAUAUGAAAUGAAACGAAUUCGACGCACACUAAUCUGUAACAUCGAUUCAAUUUUAAACAACAAUAACAAUAACAACAACAACAACAGCAGCAACAACAAUAGCAGGAAUAACAACAACAGUGACAACAAUAACAAUAAUAAUAAUAAAUGCUCAAUGCUGAAUCGAUCUCACAAAAAGCAUAGAAAAGACACAUGA